Messenger RNA from Theobroma cacao (cacao), 1657 nucleotides. RefSeq names its product rRNA processing protein-like protein. The record is from RefSeq and is a predicted model, not a curated record. NCBI's taxonomy places the organism in Eukaryota, Viridiplantae, Streptophyta, Magnoliopsida, Malvales, Malvaceae. Gene Ontology annotation, cellular component: nucleus; nucleolus.
UGUCUGAUGCCGUUUACAGAAAUUCAACGUCCGAAACUCAUCUUUUCAAUUGUUGUGAACUAAAAAUUUGCAAAUGACAGGGGAAUUAUAUUGAUUCCUGGCGCGGCUGAUUUUUGUGUUGAUUUUUUUGGGGUUUUUCGCUUUUCGAUUUCGUAAGGAGGGUUGGAAUUCUUAGUGUCCUUUACAAAUUUAGGGUAUUGGAAAAAUGGGGUUAUCUUCGAAGCGACGUGGAAAAGCUGGAGGCAAAGAUGUGGCCUUGGAGGACUUCGAUGAUUCGGAAGAUGAGGAAUUAAUGGUUAAUGGGGAUAGGGAAGAGGAAGAAGAAGAAGAUGAUGAUGAAGAGGAAGAUGAAGAAGAAGAAGUUGAUGAAGACAAUGAAGAAGAAGAUAGCGAUGAAGGAGAAGAGGAAGGAUCGGUAGAAGAGGACAAAGAUGGUGAGAUGGAAGAACUUGAAAAAGAGUACAAGGAUCUUCACCAUCAUGAGCAAGACAUACUGAGGAAUCUUAAGCGUCAUAAGGAUGAAGAUAUUCAGAAGGGUCAAGCAGUGAAGAACCAAAAGGCUCUCUGGGAUAAAACUCUUGAGUUUAGAUUCUUACUUCAGAAAGCAUUCUCCAGUUCAAAUCGACUACCGCAGGACCCAGUUAGGUCUUCAUUUUGUGCUGCAGAUGAAGCAGUCAAUGUUGCAUAUUCAGACCUUAUUACUUCAUCAAAGAGGACUUUAGAUUCUUUAUUGGAACUGCAGGAGGCUUUGCUAGAGAACAAUCCAUCAAUCGCUCAAUCUGUAGAUGGUAAUGCUGUUCAAUCAUCUAAGAGCCUUUCCAGAGAUUCUAAAAACUUGGACACGGAAGAUGAUGAAGAGUGGUUAUGGAUAUCUCAGAUGAAUAGGAGAAUAGCAGCUUUCAGAGAUAAAGCAGUUGACAAAUGGCAGAGAAAGACAGAAGUCACAACUGGUGCUGCUGCAAUCAAAAGCAAAUUGCAAGCUUUUAAUCAGAACAUUAGUGAACAAGUUGCUGCCUAUAUGAGGGAUCCAAGUAGAAUGAUAAAGCAAAUGCAACAAAGAAGAUCAACCAUUGGCAUAUUUGGGCCUGUUACUGAGGGCACUAAAAAUGCUAAUGGAGAGGAAGCGCAUCCUGAAGGUGAUCCCGAACUUCUGGAUGAUUCCGAAUUUUACCAGCAAUUGUUGAAGGAAUUUUUUGAGACUGUUGACCCUACGUCAUCUGAGACAGUCUUCUAUGCCUUGAAAAGACUGCAAACUAAGAAGAGAAAAAUCGUUGAUCGGCGUGCCUCAAAGAGUCGCAAGAUCAGGUACCAUGUCCAUGAGAAAAUUGUCAAUUUCAUGGCUCCUGAGCCUAUGAACCUUCCUGACAUGGCUCCAAAAUUAUUUGAGAAUUUGUUUGGAUUGAAAACCAAAAAACCUACUGCUCAAGUCUGAUUGUUCCAUACCAGGGCAAGAUAGACCCGUGCCUUGAAAUUUUGUAAUUUUUAUUCCUUUGAGAUGUCUAAUGAAUACAAAAUGGUUUUAUAUUUAUUUAUUUUAUUUCUGAUGUAUGCACUUGAAUGUAAGGAUAUAUUUUAGGGGUAUGUAAGUCACAUAAAAAAUUGUUUUGUAUCCCAUAAUUUCUAUCAAUUAAAGUGUCAAACAUGUUACCAACUCAAA